AUGGAGUGGUUCAAUGAGACAUUGGUGAGAGAGUUUGUCUUCCUCAGCUUCUCAUCUCUGGCUGGUCUGCAGCGGGUACUCUUUGUUUUCUUCCUGCUCCUUUACCUCUUCACUCUGGGCACAAAUGCUGUCAUCAUUUCUACCAUUGUGUUAGAUAGAGCCCUUCAUACCCCCAUGUACUUCUUCCUUGCCAUCCUCUCCUGCUCUGAGAUUUGUUAUACUUUUGUCAUUGUACCCAAGAUGCUACUUGACCUGCUGGCCCAGAAGAAAACUAUCUCCUUCUUGGGCUGUGCCAUCCAGAUGUUUACCUUCCUCUUUCUUGGCUGUUCUCACUCCUUCCUGCUGGCAGCUAUGGGUUAUGAUCGUUAUGUGGCCAUCUGUAACCCACUACGCUACACAGUGCUCAUGGGACAUGGAAUGUGUGUAGGACUUGUGGCUGCUGCCUGUGUCUGUGGCUUUACUGUUGCACAGAUUAUCACACCUCUGGUAUUUCGCCUGCCCUUCCACUCAUCCAACCAGCUCCAUCACUUCUUCUGUGACAUCUCACCUGUCCUCCAAGUGGCAUCUCACCAUACUCACUUUAAUCAGAUUGUCAUCUUCAUGCUCUGUGCAUUAGUCCUGGUUAUACCCCUGUUAUUGAUUUUGAUAUCCUACAUUCACAUCAUCUCUUCCAUUCUUCAAUUUCCUUCCACAUUGAGCAGAAACAAAGCUUUCUCUACCUGUGCUUCUCACCUCAUUGUUGUCACUGUCCAUUACGGUUGUGCCUCCUUUAUCUACUUAAGACCUAAGUCCAACUACUCCUCAAGCCAGGAUGCUCUUAUAUCAAUAUCUUACACUAUCUUAACUCCAUUAUUCAAUCCAAUGAUUUACAGCUUGAGAAAUAAAGAAUUCAAAUCAGCUCUUCGUAGAGUUAUUGGAAGAAAGCUUUCUCUGCCACAACAUUAA
Messenger RNA from Pteropus alecto (black flying fox), 945 nucleotides. Its product is annotated as olfactory receptor 10K2. The record is from RefSeq and is a predicted model, not a curated record. The transcript has a single exon. Gene Ontology annotation, biological process: G protein-coupled receptor signaling pathway. Gene Ontology annotation, molecular function: G protein-coupled receptor activity; olfactory receptor activity. The coding region runs from base 1 to 945 and encodes 314 amino acids. Gene Ontology annotation, cellular component: membrane. NCBI's taxonomy places the organism in Eukaryota, Metazoa, Chordata, Mammalia, Chiroptera, Pteropodidae.